GCAGACAGUGGAACGUGUGACAUUACAGAACCAACUCCAGCAGCUUUUAGAAGCUCAGCGGUCAGAGGGCAAGUCACUGCCCACAUCCCCAAGCUUGCCAUCAUCUCCCGCUUCUGGCAAACCCCAGUGGAAACCAUCUGAAGCAGAUGAAUUGUCUCCACCAAAAAGUAAAUUGAACACCCAAGAUGGGAUUCAGAUUCUUGGCAGCUUAGGAACUUCUAGUCGCACUCGAGCCAAGAUAAAAGAUGAGGACUCAGAUAAAAUCUUGCGCCAAUUAUUGGGGAAGGAAAUCUCUGAAAACGUCUGCAUGCAGGAAAAGCUGACUUUGGAAUUUCAGGAUGCUCAUGCAUCGUCCAAGAACGUGAGGAAGAUUUUGCCAGAGAAAAGGGAGCUGAAGUUAGCCAGACUGAGGCAACUGAUGCAGAGGUCGCUCAGCGAGUCUGACACAGACUGUGCUAAUUCUGAGGACCACAAGAACACCCCUGUGAAAAGAACUGACAAACCAAGGCCUCAGCCCAUUGUGGAGAGUGUUGAGGGCACAGAGAGUUUGCACCUGAUGAUUAAGAAGCACACCUCCACAGCAGGACGCCGCUUCCCUUUUGGUAUCAGGGUCUCUAAGUCUGUGGAUGGUCACAGCCCUUCCCCUACUUCGGAGAGCAGCGAUCCCGAUAAUGACGCCCCGUAUCAGUCUGGUACCGUACCUCAGAGCCAGUUUUGUGGAGACAACUCUCCGUCCAGCACGGACAGUGCCUCUGCUCAGAAAGUUGCCACCAGCCCUAAGAGUGCUCUCAAGUCUCCAUCUUCAAAGCGCAGAACCUCCCAAAAUUUGAAACUCCGAGUAACUUUUGAGGAGCCUGUAGUGCAGGUGGAGCUAGCAGAGUCAGAACUAAAUGAGGAAAAAGAUAAAGACCGGGGCAAAGGACUCGUGCGGGCUUCACUCGCUUCUGGGGAUACAGCAGGGGACCAUCUGAAAAGACCUUUUGGAACCUUUCGGUCCAUAAUGGAGACCCUGAGUGGCAACCAAAAUAACAACAACAACUGUCAAACAGCAAACCUGAUCAAAACCUCAUCAACUCUGCCUUUUACCUCAUUAGGAAGGAAGACAACAGACAGCAAGGGAAGUCCAGCAGCUGUCAUAAAAGGAAGGAACAAGCCAGGUCCUUACUCCAGCUACAACAGUCUUUCCUCUGUCACGCUGAAUGAAGAACUUCUGUUUAACUGUGCUUGGCAUGAUGACAUCAAUAGAAAAAGCUGCAAAUCCAACAGUCAAAAGAAUACUGAAGAGCCAGAGCUGCAGGAAUUCUUCCUCUAAACCACAUCUCAUGAUGUCUCACUUUGCAAUAUCGGAAAUAUAUCCCUUUGAAACACUAAUAUGAGACAUACCCCUCA
This is a messenger RNA of Apaloderma vittatum (bar-tailed trogon), 1389 nucleotides long. RefSeq names its product synphilin-1-like. NCBI's taxonomy places the organism in Eukaryota, Metazoa, Chordata, Aves, Trogoniformes, Trogonidae. Gene Ontology annotation, molecular function: ubiquitin protein ligase binding. The annotation marks the transcript as partial. The transcript is spliced from 4 exons. The record is from RefSeq and is a predicted model, not a curated record.